GGACGAGCCAGUACUUGGAAUCCGCUCUACACCUGUUCGAGGACUCCCAGGAUCCGUUUGGGCACCUGGACGUCAUCCUGGGCUUCGACGAUGUGGAAGAAAAUCGUCAAGCCGCGCCGAACACCAGUACAACUAGCGAAACUUCCGCUCCUCCGCAAGUGGCGCUGGGCUGGUACGCGAUACCCAUUUCGCCCGCGGAAGCUGAACGGAGCCACAACACAGGGGCAGCUGCACAACCUGGUGGUUGAGCUGCAAGUUAUUGGACGUCGUUCUCUCUGUCGAUAGAAAUAAUAGAAUGGAGUUGUAUAAAAAUGCAAAUGGCUCGCAUGAUCAUCGAUGUACAUCUGUGUCGAAAGAAGAGGCACGACUAGGUUUUCUUGUGACCACCUCGAGUCGACUUUUUCUUGAUUAAGCAGUGCACAGUGAGCACGACAGACAUUCCUGCCAGUCAAUCGCUUAUCGUCCAUCCAAUGUUGCGUCGUCAACGUAUCGUACAUGGUAUUUUUUGUUGCAGAAACCAUAAAGAACAUGCACAUGGCUUCAAGUAUGCAAUUCGUUCGUAGGAGUAGGGCAAAUAUUUGCAGCGUCGCGAUGAAUCGUAUAUAUUCGUUUCCGUUCGUGAUAGUGAUUGACGUUGACAGUGAGCUGCCUGCGUGCCCAAGGAAGAUACUCAUACGGAUGUGUUCCACAACUAUUGCAAUCCUAAGAAAGUAUUUUGUAUUCCACAUUUAUCCAUACCACAGGAUCUUUUGAAUUUCUUACACUUGGGCUUUGUACAAGUAGUUCAGGAUUUGUACUCUUCUAGGUUUCACCUCCACCACCUCGCUCAAGCAUUGUUUCUUGGUUUCAGUCUUUCCAGGGUCGAUUGUUUUAAGUCCUCGGAUUCGGAAAAUCCUCGUGAUAUACCAGCCCGUCGAACCUGCCGUCAUCGUCAUUGAAGGAGGGCACUCACAUAGAAAACAUGUCGGGGCAGCUGUCGCGCAAGAAUUUCUCCGUCGGCUUUGGCAUCGACGAGCCAGGUUAUGGUUUGCUGAUUUACAUGCAACCGGGAUUGCGGAAAGGCUACCGACAGUUCGUUCGGCAAGUUUUUGACCCCAGCAACAGUGAUUUCGAGGCAUGGAACGGGAAUGCGCUUCUGGGUAGUUUCGAGUUUGUCGAGAUACAAAAUCAGCGUCGGCCCGGCGACGAGGGAUCUCGGGUUGUUUAUGAGCCGAGCAUCGGAAGGGCGAUAUUGAAUGACAUGACUUCGUGGCUCGGGAAUAAUGGGCUGUCCGAGAAAAGAAAGAGGGAUGCAGUGCGGACAAAAGCUACGGCAACAGCAAGGGCUGCCGCGCAGCGACGUGAAGAUACCAACCAAACUCCUGCUAACGCAGGUCGGGCGUUCGAUCCCUUGCAAGUACCGACGAAUCAAGCCCAGAAAUCUUCACCUGAACAGCCGGCUGCCUCGUCAGAAGCAAUUUGUCCGGCUUCUCCCCUGCCGCCAUGCAGUCAUGAUGCAGAGCCGGUGUCGGAAUACUCCUACGAUCGCACCGAGCGGUUCUACGCCCGGGUGCCUGUGAGUGUUAGAAUUACGGGCGACAUCCCGAUAAAGCCUCGCGAAGUGUCGCUCAUACCGCGAGGCGGGUGGAUUGUGGACAAGAAAAGCAACUACGCUGUUGCUCAGAUCGCGGAUCCUCUCAUCGCGGGGUCCGUGGAGCAGCUCUGCUGGAUGCCGAACGUGCGGAUUGACCCCGAGCACUCCAAAACGACGGCCCUCCUCGACGUUUGUGGCACACCCUGCAUUUUGUCUGACUGGGAGGAGCAGUUGCUCCGCGAACAAAAAUUUAAUGACGAGGAGUCAGAAGAAGCCUGGAUUCGCAAAAACUGCGAACCGAGCCUGCUGAACUUGCAGGAGCUGGAUCAGUGCUUGAAGCAGUUGCAGACGCAGCUUGGAACCAAUUUUCCGUACGCCACGACGGGGCUUCCCAACAAGUACCUGGAAAACCAAAAAGACAAAUUUAAAUUUUCACCCCGCGACCGGCCGGAAACGAAAGAAAAAAAGACGCCCAAGGCGAAGGCGAAAAGUUCAGCGCGAUCCAGGUCUUCCGAUUCUUUGGAGGCAGAGUUUGACACGAUAUUGCGGCAAGUGAUACCCUUGCAGCAACCCAGCUAUAACGACAUGCCUUCGCUGAGCGUGCGUUUGGGCAAACCUUUUGAUGUGCUGGCGGAGUACCAACAAAAAGCUUUGUGGUGGAUGGUCGAGCAUGAGUUGCGCUGGCCGCAUUUGAGUGGUGGAAUCUUGGCCGAUGAUAUGGGGCUCGGGAAGACUGUCACCUGUGCUGCCCUGCUCCACCACACAGAAUACUUACUCGAGCAGGCAGGAGAUGCAAACGCCCAGAAAGUGCAGCACGCCCUAGCGGAGAAGAUCAAAAUGUGCAUCGAUCCCGCCCAGGAAAUCAGUCGCAGGACGCUCGUCGUGGCACCAAAAAGCGUACUUGAGGUGUGGAAGUCAACACUGGAAAGAGCACUGCGCAUUUCCCCGCAACAAAUUAACGUCUACCACGAAAAAACAAAGCGGCGACCAGCCGAUACCCCGACUUUCUCAAUUACAAUCACCACGUAUACAACGUUCAGGAUGAACUGCGCGGACCUGGACGGCUCAGAUCUCAACGGCGGGUGGCAGCGCGUCAUUCUUGACGAAGGGCAUGAGAUUCGGAACGAAACAACGCUAGCUGCCAUGUGUCUUACGAAAUCACUAAAGGCGAGAACGCGUUGGGUCGUUUCUGGGACGCCGGUUGUCAACAAUGUCAAAGACCUCCGAUCAAUCUUCAAGUUCCUUCACUAUGAACCCUUCAACUCGGAUGAAUUUUUCCGAGACUUCGUGCCGAUCAACGCAAAAGGUGAGGCCACCCGCGACGGGCUGCUGCGAAUGCACCGUCUUGUCCAAGCUAUCAUGCUCCGCCGGUCGAAAACCCAGCUGAAAAAAUGGGGGCUCUUUCCGGUUCCCGAAAAGAUUGAGCGCAAGGAACUGGUGACGCUUAACGACAAAGAGCAGCAGUGUUAUGAGUUGUUGACCUGUGAGGACGGCAAUGCAGCCAAAAACGUGCUCGCUUUGAUGACCUACGCUCGUCAGUCGGUGCUACACCCCGGGCUGCCGUCGUUAAAAGACCACCUCCACGGCGAAGAGGACUUGCUGCAAGCCGUGCAGCCCGGAGGGCCACAGGGCCUGGUUUCCUCCAAGAUGAAGAAGGUCGCGGAGAUUGUGUUCGACCGCCAUGAUCCAAAAGCCACCCAGGGCGAGCCCGUCGUCGUUUUCUCCUUCUUCAAGUCCUUUUUCCCCUUGUUGCGGUCGUUCCUCGAGAAAUGUGCGGAGGAGCGUGGACUUGCGUCCUUUCGAGUCGCCGUGAUUGACGGGGACACGCCCGUGGCGAAGAGGGAGACUACGGUGCGGGACUUCCAGAGCGGGGACGUCGCUGUUCUGCUCUGCACGCUGAAGACGGGUGGUGUUGGCUUGACGCUGACCCGCGGCCGGACCGCGAUUCUGUGCGACCCCUGGUGGAAUCGCCCCAUGGAGACCCAGGCAAUCGACCGCAUCCAUCGUCGCGGAUCCAUCUAUCCGAGCAUCAACGUGUACCGCUUGAUCGCGAAGGGCACAAUCGAGGAACGAAUUUUGGAACUGCAAGAAAUGAAGAAUUUUCAGAAGGAAGGGCUCAUUGACGCCAAGGACCAGCGGUACUUGGAAAGCAUUCCCGAGCGCCAGCGGAACAAACUCUUCACGCCAAUGAACGACGAAGAACGUCGAGCUCUGCAGGUCGAGGAUGACGCCACGACAAGACAAGCGACAGAAUCCGACGAUGCGAAUCCGCAGUGGGCAGCGUAUGACGACAAUGUUGUGAUGAUGAGCGACGUUGACAACAGCGACGGCGACUCGGAGUCAGGGAGUUACCGCACCCAGCGACCAAUGGUCAUACAGGACCCAAGAUCCUACAUAGCUGCGAAUCUUGUUGACUUCUUGCGCACUCACUUUUUCCCGCAGGGGUAGCAGGAACACGUUUUUUCUGAUCGAGAAUUACAGUUAGUGUUAGAUAGAACUAUGAGGAAAAACAGGAGUCCUGUUUUCGUUUCACUGGAGAGUUGCAAAAGUAACAUAUACCUUCCCUUGAGACGGACCCGCGCCGUAGUCUAGUUGACCAAGCUGGUCCUGCCGCCCAAACCUCAUCAAUACAACUCCGGGAGGUUUUUCAUAAAUUCGAAUGUGCGCUUCCACAAUCCACAUUAUGACGCAGAAUAAAAAUCAUGAUGAUGAACUAAAGCUACUCUCCUAGUUGCGCUCUGAUGUGCUCGAUCAGACAAACCGAUGUGGAUCUAUUAGCCAGGCAAGAAUCUGAAUCUUUUGCUAAGCCAAUGCCAUUUCAGCUAUAAU
Amoebophrya sp. A120 is the source of this 4402-nucleotide messenger RNA. The record is from the annotation of a GenBank genome assembly. Lineage: Eukaryota; Dinophyceae; Syndiniales; Amoebophryaceae.